Messenger RNA from Ochlerotatus camptorhynchus, 1170 nucleotides. RefSeq names its product survival motor neuron (gene Smn). The record is from RefSeq and is a predicted model, not a curated record. Bases 116 to 967 code for a protein of 283 amino acids. The transcript is spliced from 2 exons. NCBI's taxonomy places the organism in Eukaryota, Metazoa, Arthropoda, Insecta, Diptera, Culicidae.
UCAGCUAAAGUAGCAGGAUUGUUCGUUGUGCGGAAAAAUUCGAAACGUUUUCUCCGACAUUUUCCGGUGAAUUCAACAUCCUGCCCUCGAAAAUCACACCUCAAGCUGCCACAGUAUGAAUCCUUCUCGCAGUAAGGCGUCAUCCAGCAGCUCGGAAGGCGAACAAUCGACCGAUGAUAUUUGGGACGAUACACUUAUUAUUCGGAAUUACGAUGAGUCGCUCGCUAUGGUAAGAGAGGAAGUCGCCAAAAGGCUGGCCAUGAAGACCAACAAAAAGAUGAUGGCUAAAGCGUCUAAGGCGGGGUCACAGGAUCAGCAGCAGCAGUCACAAGCGUCCACAUCGGAUCAAGUAAAGCAAGAAGCGGAAGGAGAGUCAUCCGGGGUUGAAAAUUCCUCGGCAGAAAAGGGUGCGUGUGAAACGGGAAAUAAACCUUCGUAUCAGGUCGCAGAUUACUGCCGCGCCACGUAUGACGACGGCGUCGAUUAUGAGGCCAAAAUCUUGGCGGUCGACAAAUCCGGCGAUGCUCUGAUUCGGUACGUUGGCUACAACAAUGAACAGACUGUCACCAUGGAGGAUCUGGUACCGUCGUGGGGACGCAAAGCACGCCGCAAGCAGCGUGAAGAUGCUGCCGAGCUUGCAGCAGAAGAGGACACACACCGAAUGGACAUAAGCGACGACGAACAUAAGCUAACGGAUAAAGCCAACAAAAUCCGGAUCAAUUUCGAUCCCAACUUCCGGGUGCCGAAAGCGGGUCCAUCGAAGGCGGCUUCUUCGGGUUUCCAUGCCGGAAUGGGGGCUUCGUUCAUGGUUCCACCUCCGCCACCGAUGCCACCAAUGCUGGAAGACGAUGACGAUCUGGAGUCGGAAAAUUUGUCCGCCAUGCUCAUGUCCUGGUACAUGAGCGGUUACUACACGGGACUCUACCACGGGCAGAAAAUGUCUCAGAAGCGAGCGCGGCCGUCCUAGGAAGUAUUGCUUUGAUUAUCUAUCUCAUAAGUUUCUCUAUGCUUUUUUGAUUUAAAUGACCUAGCAUCGUAGGGAUUUUCUGUAAGGAGUUGAACUGGAAGUGAAUUUUUUUUUUCUUUUAUGAAUAAGAGAUCUGUUUUUUUGGAAGUAAAGCCAGUCUUUUGUUUCAAAAGUAGAGGAGACGAAUAUAUAUAAAUGCAGGA